UAAGACAUUGAUCCAUUAAAACCCCACUUUCUCUCUCCUUUCAUAAUAACAACCUUACAUAACUUCAUAAUAUCUCUGACACAAUCCUUAGAGGGAAGUCAAAAUUGAUCUUUGCAAAAAUUCAUAGAAUGCUGGAAUGCAUCUCCUUCAACUCACUCACUCCUUCACCAUCCAACCUCCCUCCACCACCACCACCUCCUCCACAUUCCCAAGGAAACUCAACUGAAGAAGAAGAAGACACACCCAUCACGAGUCCCAAUGUCUCACACGAGUACGACCUCGCCGUGCAGACCCACUCCUACAACGAGAUCCGCUCCAUGGUCCUCGCCCCUCCACAACCAGACCUCAUCGUCCAAGAAAACGAAACCGACCAAGACUCCCACCACCGCCACGUCCUCACCCAAGUCCUUCAACCCGACCCGGAUAGCGUCCGUGAAGCCCUAGCCACCGCUAAACCCACCAGCGCCACCGUCACCCGCCUCGUCUCCUCUUACUUCGACCACAGCCAAAACGCUUCCCACCUCUGCCUCCUCCUCUGCGGCAGCAUCCACCGUGCUCGUCAAAUCUACGCCCCUCUCUCCGACCUAAUCGGCAUCCUCGACCCUUCCUCAUCCCUCUCUCAGCCUCAAUGCGACCGCGCUUACGACCUCUUCCUCCAAUUCGACCGCCACGAGAACCCUUUUCUGUUCCCCCACUUUCAGGACCUCCGCCGCAGCUUCUCCAACCUCCGUAGCCACAUCCAGCUCGAUCGCCGCAAAUGCCGCUCCAGAAUCCGCCUCCUCCGCCGCGCCACCGCCGGCUGCGCUGUCUGCCUCGUCGCCACCACCGCCGCCGCGGUGGUAUCUGCCGCGCUCUUCGCCGUGCACGCUGCGGUUGGGUUUGCCGCGGUUGCAUUGACCCCCUUUUGUGUUCCUAAGAGUGAGAGGAAGGUGCGUGAGAGGUUGAAGCAGCUUGAUGCUGCUGAGAAUGGUACUCUUGUGGCCAAAGACAUUGACACCAUUGAUAGCCUCGUGGACCGGCUUCAGACUGCGGUGGAAGGCGAUAAGGCUCACGUGAGGUUCGCGUUGGAGAGGGGGAAGGACCGGCACGCGACGCAGGAGGUGGUGAAGCAGCUUCGGAAGACGCAGCUGGUGCUUGAACAGCUGCUUAAUGAUCUUGAGCAACAUAUCUACCUCUGCUUUUCCACUGUUAACAAAGCCAGACGUUGCCUGCUCAGAGAGAUAAGCCUUCAUCAAACUUUGUAGUUAGAUUUUUGUGUUUAUUAUGAGAUAAUCACUUCUGAUUCAUGAUGCUUGCAAACUGUUUAGGCAUGCACAGAAACUGAUCAACGAUUGAGGUAGUGUUUGCUAGAUAAGUUAGAAUAGGGCAUAACAUGUGAAUCAUUUUCUACAUUUGAUGCUUAUUUGUAAAGAAUAGAGAAUAAAAACACAUAAGGUAAAAAAUGGUAUAUCUUGGUUCCAUUAAAAAGGUAGAACCAACAGAAUAAAAUUUAUUGUUCCAUUCUGUUC
This is a messenger RNA of Lotus japonicus, 1508 nucleotides long. Its product is annotated as UPF0496 protein At3g19330-like. The transcript is spliced from 2 exons. Lineage: Eukaryota; Viridiplantae; Streptophyta; Magnoliopsida; Fabales; Fabaceae. The coding region runs from base 129 to 1244 and encodes 371 amino acids. The record is from RefSeq and is a predicted model, not a curated record.